Papaver somniferum (opium poppy) is the source of this 1777-nucleotide messenger RNA. RefSeq names its product polypyrimidine tract-binding protein homolog 2-like. Gene Ontology annotation, cellular component: nucleus. Gene Ontology annotation, biological process: regulation of RNA splicing. Bases 151 to 1584 code for a protein of 477 amino acids. The transcript has 13 exons. Gene Ontology annotation, molecular function: mRNA binding. NCBI's taxonomy places the organism in Eukaryota, Viridiplantae, Streptophyta, Magnoliopsida, Ranunculales, Papaveraceae. The record is from RefSeq and is a predicted model, not a curated record.
GCCCCUUCAGGUUUAUAAAACACACAAAUCUGGAGUUCACGUUGGGGAGAAAGAAACCUUUCUCUGGAUCAGUUUAUUCUUUGCUCAGCCUUUCCGAAGAAAAAAUCAGAUAAGGGAGACGUAUCCGCUUUUAGAAUUGGUGGUUGUAAAAUGUCAUCUGUGUCAAGUCAGCAACAAUUCCGCUAUGCACAACAACCUUCAAAAGUUCUCCAUUUGAGAAAUUUGCCAUGGGAAUGUACCGAGGAGGAGCUUAUAGAACUAGGAAAGCCGUUUGGGAAAGUCAUCAACACCAAGUGCAAUGUCGGAGCUAACCGCAAUCAGGCCUUUAUUGAAUUUGCAGACCAAAAUCAAGCUAUCUCUAUGAUAUCUUAUUAUGCUUCAUCCUCAGAACCAGCUCAGGUACGAGGGAAAACAGUCUACUUACAGUAUUCUAACAGGCAAGAAAUAGUACACAAUAAAACCACUGGAGAUGUAGCUGGAAAUGUACUAUUGGUGACUAUCGACGGCGUUGGGGCACGUGAUGUCAGCAUAGAUGUUCUACACUUGCAGGUCCAUGUCACGGAAACAUCUUCGAUGGCAGCAUAUUGCAUCAGGAGAAAGCUCAUGUGUUUGUUUAAAAUAAUGGUUUCUUCUUGUGUAUUUUCAGCUUUUGGCUUUGUGCAUAAGAUCGCUACUUUCGAAAAGACUGCUGGUUUUCAGGUGCUGGUUCAAUUCUCGGAUGCAGCAACUGCUUCCGCAGCAAAAGAGGCCCUUGAUGGAAGAUGCAUCCCUAGUUACUUGCUUCCAGAACAUGUGAGUGCAUGUACUCUCAGAAUAACAUUUUCUGCGCACACAGAUUUGACUGUGAAGUUUCAGAGCCACAGGAGUAGGGACUAUAUUAAUCUAAACCUUCCCGUAGCUCCAUCAGCCAUGGAUGGGACUGGUCAGUUAAUUGCUGGAUUUGAUGCGAAAAAAGUAGAACCUGAGAGCAAUGUCCUGCUUGCAUCAAUUGAGAAUAUGCAGUAUCCAGUGACUGUGGAUGUGCUACACAUGGUCUUUUCUACUUUUGGACCUGUUCAAAAAAUUGCCAUGUUUGAAAAAAAUGGAGGGUUUCAGGCUUUGAUACAGUAUGCAGAUAUUCAAACUGCUGUUGUUGCAAAGGAGGCUUUGGAAGGUCACUGUAUAUAUGAUGGAGGGUUUUGCAAGCUUCACCUCUCAUAUUCCCGUCAUACUGAUCUCAGCGUGAAGGUGAAUAAUGAUCGAAGUCGUGAUUAUACAAUCCCUGAUAACAGUAUGGUAAAUGCCCAACCAUCGAUUCUAGGGCACCAACCAGGUCUAGUGAUGGGUCCUCCAGCGGUUCCAAACUAUAAUGGAUCUCAUCAAUUUCCCGUAGCAGGAAAUGGAAUAAUGGGAGGAGUUCCUGCAGGUCCUGGAUACCCAGGUGUGUCUCAUCAUACUAUGCAGUUGCCUAAUAAUGCGUACAUGCCACCACCACCUCCGCCACCUGGUGCACCCCACUCCACAGGUGGUUAUGGAAUGAUGCAGUAUCCAAAUCAAGGUGGUCAACAGCCACCUGUCACUCAAAUGUCGCCUAAUCCGCAAUGAAAAUCUGUGGCAAAUGAAUACUUUCAUAACGUUUGGUUUCGAAAUGGUCUUUUCUUUAUAUUUUGUUAGAGCAAGCAAAAUAUUUUGAUGCAAUUUGGUAGAAAGUGAUUCUAGCGCCACUCGUUAUCAUGAACAUAAUAUUGGAUGUUAUAAUAUGAAAACGGCCAAAUUUCAACAUGAUUUUGAAUAUUUA